CGCACGCAUUAUUUUUUAGGUCGCAACCUUACUCGAACGAUGUUUCAUAGCAUGCUUUCGAGCACAACACACUCUAUGGGGCCCUGUACGACUUCAGACUCCCGUCGGGGGUACGAGCACUCUUGCCGCCGACAUAUUUAGGAACCAGGGUGCGGUAAGCAAGUAAGUGAGAGUGCAGCCAGACUAGUAAGCGAAGCGCUUUGCUUCGUGGCGUACAUAUGGAUGCCAUAUUAUCGGAAGUGAUCGACGUGUUUGGAGCUGCGGUUAAAACGCGCUUUGGAUUGGGGCCAUCUCUGCCUGGUACUGUCAUCUAUGAAGUAGCGGAAGGUAAUGCCAACCAUGGACCGGACAGUUUGCGGGGGCAGAGCGUUGAAGAUUCUACAUUAGCGGUGGCGGUGCAAAACCUAGAAGCUUCAGCGGAUUUCAAGAAGGCACAUGCGGAGGAUGCUGGGUUUUCGCUGCUACACUGCGCUGCCUUGUUGGGGCAAACGACGCUGGAGAAUGCCAGAAAGAUCGACGCAGACAAGGAAGGCGCCGUUAGGCCCCUGUUCGCAACGACAGCAAGGGGCUUGAUAUAUUUAUACAGUGGCAGCAUAAGGGAGAUCGAGGACAAGUACGGACGCCUCCCGUUGCAUUUGGCGGCCGCCUAUGGCAACGAGGAGAUGGUAGGGGUGCUGCUGGAUCCGUACCAAAUGAGGAGCCGUGGGGAACUAUGGCCUCACAUAAACCACCAAGACAAACAGGGAUUCACGGCCCUGCAUUACGCUGUGGAGCAAGGGUACCAUGACGUCGCCAUCAUGCUGCUGUGCAACGGAGCCGACCCACAGAAUUUGGACCUUGAGUCAAGGAACGCCUUCCAGAUGGCUCCCUCCCUGACUUCAAUGCAAGGGUUGCUGACAAAGGCCGUGGAUAGGGUCGUGGAAGUUACGGAGGAAGCAUCGAACACUAAACCUGUGCCGGUGCUCGCCAUUGUUCAGCUUAUGAUUGAGGUAACCAAGCGGCAGGAGCAGGAAGAGUACAGCAAUAAGGUUGCAGCUCCGGCGAACCUGGCUCCCGGAGAUCACACAGCAGAUGUGGUGAGCCCGGCUCCUGCAGAAUAUGUCGGGGCUGCAGCUGUGGUGAAUUUGGCUCCUGCAGGAUAUACAGCGGCUGUACCUAAGGUGACGUCUCCAGUGCAUCCUGCUGGCAAGGAGGACAAGGAGGCACCUGCAGCAUCCCCACCCGAAGAAGCCCCACCUUUUGAGGCGGGCGAGGAGGUUGGAGACAGCAUCAAGCGCAUCUUCAAGAACCUGUACGACAAGAAAUACUUCUGUGAGCUCUGGAAAUACGUGCUGAAGGCGGUUAGAAGUGACAGUUAUAAGCUGACCGCUAUAAUGCUGGACCUCAUCUGCAAGGAGUACCCCAGGAUGCUGGUGCACGUAUCCGGGGCCUCCAUGACCCACCUCAUUUGCCACUUCCCCGACUUCUUCCACACACUGCUGUACAAGUUGCAGGACGUGUCGGUCCAGGACGUUGUUGGCUUCAUUAACUCCUUGACGAACGAUGUGGUCCAAGCGAAGUAUGAUACAAGUUGCCGCAUCUACCAGGAGCUGGUGGAGGGACUUCGAAAGGUGAACAAUAGGGUGGUAACUGCACUUUUCGAGAAUGCGCGCCAAGAUCUGCUCGACGACAUGGCAAGGCUCCCCCCCUUUGAGAACUUUGUCAUGCUCAUCGUGGACAAGCGGAAUGACAACGUGGACUUUACCAGUUCUGACCGUGAGCGGCUGCUGGUCAUGUUGCGACCUACCAUGGAGGUGGUGGUGGAUGAGGGGCAGUCGGAGUGGGAGUCAGGCAAUGGGCAGUCGGAGCCGGCAUCAGACGAAGGGCAGUCGGAGUGGGAGUCAGGCAAUGGGCAGUCGGAGCGGGAGUCAGGCAAUGGGCAGUCGGAGCCGGCGUCAGACGAGGGGCAGUUGGAGCCGGCGUCAGACGAAGGGCAGUCGGAGUGGGAGUCAGGCAAUGGGCAGUCGGAGCCGGCAUCAGGCAAUGGGCAGUCGGAGCCGGCAUCAGACGAGGGGCAGUUGGAGCCGGCGUCAGACGAAGGGCAGUCGGAGCGGGAGUCAGGCAAUGGGCAGUCGGAGCCGGCGUCAGACGAGGGGCAGUCGGAGCGGGCAACACACACGCUAGACGUGUCCCGGGUGCUCUGGGCAGCGGUGAAGGUGGGCAAGCAUACAAGUGCAGAGGCCACGGUUCGCAGCAUCACCAGCUGGGUAAAGAAUCGCAGAGCAGUGUUCAUCACGGGCAUCAGCACGGAGCUGCUCAAGGAGCUGUCCAGGCGCUUCCCGCUGGCCUGUGCCAAGCUGUUAAACCUGGUAGGCCGCGAACAUCUGGUACCACUGAAGGUGGACGAUGAUCUGCUGCAGCACAAGGACCAGCUGGUGAAGUGCAGCAGUGUUCGGAAUCACUUCACAUGGCGCGCGAUGUUCAUGGAAUUCCUGGAGACAGAGCACUUUUCCGAACACGUGGUGGACGCACUGGUGGACUACGGUGUUCCCUUCGAGUGCACCUACAAGGCGGCAUUCUAUGACAACGCCACGCGGGAGGAUUUCGCGGCGCUGAUCGAGGAGGGGUUCACGGGCGAGGAAAUCCGGGUGCUCAUCUCCGCUGACAUCGAGCUGCGGGUGGUGGUGGACAUCAUCCACGAGUGCAAGCGUUACAAAUGGGAACAUCCACCUGACGACGUUGAGCAAGAGUCUAUGGUGGACCCCAUGGCGGAUUUGAUUCGGGACAUGGUGCGGAACAGGUUGAGCUUCGAUAUUGUGCUGACCUUGUGGAAUCAUGGGAACAGGGCACUCACCGACUGUGACAGUCGCGGCUACUACUCUGCAGCCCAAGUGCAGAAGCUGCUCACUAAAUGGCGCAAAGGCAAGAAGAGUGGAGAAGACUGGUUGUUACGUCCCUGGGACAAGAAGUUCAUCGACACCGAAUUCUCCCAUAAAUACCCGCUGUGUACGGCACUCAAGUGGGCGUACAACAACAAGCUGAAGGACAAGCAGGUGUACAUUGAUAAGCGGAAUGAGGAGGCCUACUUGACACUGAUUAGGCUUCGGGACCAAAAGCGGCGGGUCCAGAAGCAGCGGCUGGUACUCAGUGCCUUCGUGUGUCAGCCCGUCCUGCUGCACCGCUGGCCUGUCUUCUUCCUCAUGCACCUCCUGCUCCAAUUCGAGCGCGUGUGGCUCUUCUUUAGGGUUGCCUUGGACCUCCUGCUGGACCUCCUGCUGGACCUCCUAUGGGACGUGAGGGAGAGGAUGCUGUUGCACAUGCAUCGGCUCCGCCUGUGUACUGCAUGGGUGGAAAGGGGACUGCGCAGCAUCUUCGUGUCCAGUUUUCUUCGCCUUGGAGCUAACUGGUGUAGGCCAAAAGGCGUGCCGGCCAUGGAUGCACGAGCGCUGGUGAUUCCCUGGAAGGGUAUAGCGAACAUUGGCGGCAUCCUGACGGCGCUGGUGGACGCGGACGUGCCGUCGCGCUGGUUUGGACUCGCCGUGGUCAAGGCAGUAGUCACCGUGCAGUGGCAGGAGUAUGGUCAGAUGCUGACGCUGGUGUCAGCACUCACCCACCUCAUUUUCAUGGCGCUGCACGGCGGAUUCCUGCUGGCGCUGCGGCAUGCGGGGGACGAGGAGGGGGGCCAGAUGGACAAGAUCCGCAAGCGGCCGGAGGUGGUGGCUCUGCUGAUCGUGUUGGGGCUCAUGAGCUUCGGAGGACUGCUGGAGGAGGUGUUGCAGGUCAUGCAGCUAACACUACGCACCUGGGGCAACUACCUGGGCAAUAUAGUGGACUUCAUCUCCUUCGCGCUCGUUUUCGUACUUCUCGGCAUGGUGUGCGCGUCGUACCGGUACGACGUCAUCCUGGCAGUUGGAGCGGUUGAGAUGCUGUUGCUGUUCAUCCGACUGGUGUUCUUCGCCUCCAUGACCGACUCCAUGGGCGGUUUGGUGCGCAUGGUUGUCUCGAUCAUCAAGGACAUGAAACAUUUCUUCAUCAUGCUCGGGAUGUUGUUCGGCGGCUUUGCUAUCGCAUUCUACGUGUUGCUGGGCCGCAACGACACACCAACACACACCAACAGCUACGAGAAAGUCGCGUUCAAGCUGUUCAGUGUGAUGCUGGGCGACUGGGAUUACGACUACCUGUACGACAUGAUUCAUGAUGAGGACCAUGAGUACAACUGGUACGCCUCCCGGCUGAGCGUGCUGUUGAUGAGCGUGUACGGCAUCUUAAUGCAGAUCGUGUUAGUGAACCUGCUGAUCGCCAUCAUGAACGACACUUUCGACCGGAUCAAGGAGACGGAAGAGGUUGAGGUGCUACACAACCGUGCGCGCCUUAUUGUGGAACAGGAGUCGCUGCUUACACAGGAUAUGCGCAACAAGCUGCAGAAGCAGCUGCUGGGCGACUACCUGCACGUGCUGCUGCGGUCGGACGAUUCGUUCGAGAAGUUUAUGGACAGCUCAGAAACUGUGCAGGGCGACUGGAAGGGCCGCAUGCACGCGUUCUCAGAGAUCAUGAAGCACGAGCUGCGUGACGUGCGUGAGCUCCAGGAGCGCCAAGACAGCCAGUUCCGCGACAUUCGCUCCGAGCUGGAUUCCAUGCGACAGGAAAUGCGCAACACAGCGGCAGCAACGGCUGAGAUACUGGCCAGACUCCCGGUGGCCGCUGAAGCAAGCAAGUGAGGCCCAGCAGCAACAACCUCGACCCGGUGAUGUUGGUGCCGCCAACACAGGGUGACGGAGUUUGAGGCACAGAAAGUUAGGUGGGCCCCUGCUGGGCUGUGCUCAUAGCUUGUGUAUUGUGCAUGUCGUGCUGGGCAAAGGCUGCCACCCCGUUGCUCUGCGUGCUUACGGGCCGGUUCGGGUACAUGGGGCGCGGGCUUGGGAUCGCCGUCUGGAAGGAUCGUUAUGGCAAGUUGGGCCUGCUUGGGUCUCCGAUGGUGCUGUGGCCGCAGUGCUUCAGUCCAAGCGGGUGGGUAUGGUGACCAUGUGAGCGACUGCUGCUGCCUGAUCAUCUUGGUGCGUGCAUGAAUGCCGGGGAAGAUAGGGUUAUCACUAGCGCUGACACUGUAUACUAGCAAAAAGACUGGAGGAGUACUGGAAGAACGGUUAGGAGUGCUGAAGGAACUCUUAGAAGUACUGGAAAAACUGGUAGGUGCACUGGAGGGGUGGGGCUAGAGUGUUUACAUGACCUGCACUCAUGCGGGCCGUGUCCUGCAGCAACCAACGGAUUGAGGCCUUCCUCAAGGCUUAUUAGCGGGCCUCGUUUUCGUGGGUUAAUGGGUUGGGGCCCUGAUAUACCUUCCCCAGCACGUCUUUACGUCUUUCGGAGUGGACACUGAGUGUGUCGCUUCUUGCUGCAGUGCAACAAUGGAGGUAUGUGUGUGUGUCGGACGGCGGCAAGCUGGUAUGGCAGGAACGAAGGCCAGCGUUUCUCGUAGUACUUGCCUGCAUACAUGGCCCGCAGCUCGGCGGGACUAGCUAUUGGAACAGGGGACAAGGUUUUGACGUCGCCUUGUAACCAGGGGCGGCAAACGCUUGCAGCCUAAGCAGGCAAGACUUACUUGCUAGACGUUGGUGGCGGUGCUGGUUGUAGCGGCCUUUAUGUGUUGGCGGGUAGCGGCCUUUGUGUUGGUGUCGGUGCUGCGGGUAGCUAGCGGUCUUGCGGUGUGCCGCCUAGGGGCGUCCAAUGGGUGUUAGAAGUAGGCAGGACUUAAUAUGAUUGCAGCGAGCAGGCUGUGGGCAUGAUAGAAUCCUGGUUGGGAUAAGUUGCUUACUAGUAAGUCCCGUUGCUUAAAUAGCAGACGCGAGGACCAGAAGGUGGGUAUAGGUAUCUGGCAUCCAGUUUCUUAACGUUUUGUGCUAGUGCGCGGCUAAUGCUGCCCAUUCUUGUGACCGCUAAUUGUUCAGGACUAGUACAAGUCCUCUAGUAUGGCACGCAGGGCCCGUAUGAGGAUGUGGGGGCUGCGCUUCUGUCCCCGCUUCUGUCCCCGGUGGUGUGCUGGCUUUGGAUGUAGCCUAUUAUUGUGGCACCCUAACAGUCUUCUACGGGGUUUGCAUUUGGUUAUAUUAGUGAUAUGCGUUUGAAAGCUAUGUAUUCGAAGUGCUUGCGGAAGCUAAAGUACGUGGCCGGAGCAAAUACUGGGGGAACUGGUGGGGGUGCCGAAGGGAAACACAGGUGGAAAACUGGUUGGGGUCUUCCCAUGUUGUGUGGUUCUGUUGUGCUGGAAUGGUGUGAUGAUAUCCUAAACCAGUAUUGCGUCCAUCCAAGGGACGUGCCUCCUCUAGUCUUCGCGUGUCUAGUAUCCUUGAGAGGAUAGGUUGGGGCCAUGUUAUGUCUUCUUCCUCCGUACGACGCCUUCACGUCUAUCCUAGUGGACACUGUGUGUGAUGAGGUUUCUGUUUUCGUGCAAUUGUAAAGGGAGUUGUAUGCAACGGCGACGGGUGGGAGUGGUCAGAAGCUGAGCGCUUCUCGUAGUAUCGCCCUAUUUCAGGUCGGCUGCAUGGCCGGCGAGUGUCUGGAAUUAGUUAAGGAAACAUCGGGUAAGUUUGUUAUCUGGACAUGGGUCCAGGGGCGCCAACGCUUUGCUGCUUAAGCAGGCAAAACGACUUGCUGGGCUGGGGGUGCCGCCGGGAGUGAUGGCCUUUGCAACGGUGUUCCGCCCAAGGGUGUUCAACUGGUGCCGGAUGUGAGCAGGAUUGGCCUUGAAUUUGAGUGAGCAGGCCGUAAGCCUAUAGUAUGCUGGUUCCGUUAACACGAAGUCCGUUGCUUUAGAUUGUAAACGCGUAUGUAUGUCAAAGUGUGGGUGGAGCUCGGGGACCCCUAUGCUUGCUAGGGGUGUCUGGCGUCCAUCUCUUUUCCAGUUGUUCAUGCUGCUAGUGUGUACAUGAUACUGUCCACCCCGGCAGCCGCUAGUAAACCAGCAGGACGAGUACAAGUCCACUGAAGCAUGAGGACGUGGUGCCUGUGCUUCUGUGCCCACCACACGGCUACGAUUAUCCUUGGCGGCGGGGGACCUAUCUAUCCUUAACCUGCGGUACACUGUCGAUGUGAACCUACUGUUGACGCCGACUGACCCUUUAAUCGUCCUGUUGAGGUUGUUUGAAGUUAUUCCGUAUGGCAGAUGGCGUGUGAAAAUGUCCAUGUGUGAACUGAUGGUCUUUUAUCGGGCCCCUAUCUGCUGCUACGCGCAAGUGUGCCCAGAAAAUCGCGUACCACCUGUAUGUAUGGUGGACCCACCACACAGUUGAUUCAUAUAUAGACCUGUCCCAUAACGGACAGUGCCCGAGGUCAGGGAACCUAGUGGCCCUAAGGGGAGUUUUGUUUUGACUCGCGCUGGGCGUCUAGACGCUGGAAGCAAGGCUGUGUUGUGCCCUCCUUACCAAACCGUGCGCAGCUGUGGCCGCCUAGUGUCUAACCGUGUGUUGUCUCAAGAUCUUUUAUAGUGCUGUCGUACGGUGCUGGCGUUUGAGGGCCUGUUGCGAUCCUCGAUGCAGCUAAGCAUUACUCAUGUGUUUUCAGGGUGCUGUGAUUGACCCUAUGCUGUGCAGCCAAUACACCACUUGCUACAGCUCUCUAAGGCAGCAGCUGUAUUGUACAGCGGUACGGACACCUGAGGGUGUGAGGCCGAAAGAGAGGGUGUCCAGGUGCGUGCGGCCACUGCUGUGGAGUGCAACCCGGUCGUUAUGUGCUGACGUUUCGUGCUAAAAAGGCUUGUUUUUUAUCAAUAAAGCCAGGAAUGUGGAAGCGGGUUCCUGCGCACGUGCCAUGUAACACUGGUGUCGUACAGCGGUAGGCGGCUCAGCCUCUUUCCGGCUCUGAGCGCAUUGUUUGGUUAAGUGCUGUCGUGUAAAUCAAGUCCGUAUGUUUAGAAGAACUGGUCCGUGUGUCCCUCUGCCGGGAUGUGGAUUCUACCGUAUCUAUCCACCCGCCCACCCUCUACGGGCCGGUAUUUCUAUGGCUGUUGAGUGCUGUAUUCCCCUUUCCUUGCGUAUGGAAUUUGUGGUGCAACAAAGUAAGACUGUCUUCACUGCCGGCCACUAAUUCAAUAAAGGGGGCGUUGACAAGGGAGGCGGGUUAGCAAAAACUGUCAUAAAAAAAUUAACGAGCGGUUAUGCAACGGUUGUUUUUGCAACGGACGCUCUAGCUAUGUACAAUUAUUCACAAUGAUUAGGCGGCGGUUGGUUGGCCUACUUCAUUCGGGUG
Astrephomene gubernaculifera is the source of this 8220-nucleotide messenger RNA. The record is from the annotation of a GenBank genome assembly. NCBI's taxonomy places the organism in Eukaryota, Viridiplantae, Chlorophyta, Chlorophyceae, Chlamydomonadales, Astrephomenaceae.